This is a messenger RNA of Cuculus canorus (common cuckoo), 4289 nucleotides long. It is a transcript of the gene SYK, whose product is annotated as spleen associated tyrosine kinase. Bases 179 to 2089 code for a protein of 636 amino acids. Lineage: Eukaryota; Metazoa; Chordata; Aves; Cuculiformes; Cuculidae. The record is from RefSeq and is a predicted model, not a curated record. Gene Ontology annotation, cellular component: cytoplasm; extrinsic component of cytoplasmic side of plasma membrane. Gene Ontology annotation, biological process: adaptive immune response; neutrophil activation involved in immune response; B cell receptor signaling pathway. Gene Ontology annotation, molecular function: signaling receptor binding; ATP binding; non-membrane spanning protein tyrosine kinase activity. The transcript has 14 exons.
UGCCGCGGACGCCCGGCGGGGCGGAGGGAGCGCUCGGCGAGUCGGAGUUGAGGAAGUGGCCGUGGCUGCGAGAGAAAACGAGGAAGCGGCGGCGCAGCCCCUGUGCCGAGCGUCCCUUCCCGCUCCGUCCUGGCGCGCGGUACAGGGUAUUAAGUUUGCUACUUGGAAAAGAAAAACCAUGGCUUCCAACACAGCAAACCCCGCUAACCAUUUGCCAUAUUUCUUUGGCAAUAUUACACGUGAAGAAGCUGAGGAGUAUCUGAUGCAGGGAGGAGUGAGUGAUGGACUGUACUUGCUCCGUCAAAGCCGGAAUUACCUAGGGGGCUUUGCCUUAUCUUUGGCCCAUGGAAGGAAGGUUCAUCAUUAUACAAUUGAGAGAGAGCUGAGUGGCUCAUAUGCUAUUGCAGGAGGCAAGUCUCAUGCCAGUCCUGCUGAUCUCAUUAACUAUCACUCAGAGGAAGCAGAUGGCCUUGUCUGUCUACUGAGAAAACCUUUCAACCGACCACCAGGUGUUGAACCCAAAACAGGACCCUUUGAAGAUUUAAAAGAGAACCUCAUCAGAGAGUAUGUCAAACAAACUUGGAAUUUGCAGGGCUAUGCUCUUGAACAAGCUAUCAUUAGUCAAAAGCCUCAGCUGGAGAAGCUGAUUGCCACUACAGCCCAUGAGAAGAUGCCAUGGUUCCACGGGAGGAUAUCUCGGGAAGAGUCAGAACACCGUAUCCUCAUAGGGUCAAGAAACAAUGGAAAAUUUCUUAUCCGAGAAAGGGACAGCAAUGGUUCCUAUGCCCUGUGUCUGCUGAACGAUGGAAAAGUACUGCAUUACCGUAUUGACAGAGAUAAGACAGGAAAGCUCUCCAUACCGGAUGGAAAAAGAUUUGACACCCUCUGGCAGUUAGUUGAGCAUUACUCAUACAAACCAGAUGGAUUGUUAAGGGUUCUCACCAUUCCCUGUCCACAACUUGGCUCAGAAAAUGAUAAUGUAAUUUUUAACACUCGUCCUCCUCUUCCUGGGACCCCUCCUAAGAGUUGGGCAGGAGGUGGAAUUAUCUCAAGACUCAAAUCGUACACCUUUCCAAAGGCUGGCAGCAAAAAGUUUCAGCCAACUAUUGGCCACCCCACUGAUGAAGCAACUUUUAAUCCUUACGUGCUGCAAAGGAAAAGAGGUCUUGCAGGAGCAGAAAAAGGUGAUCAGAGAGAGGCCUUACCCAUGGAUACUGAGGUUUAUGAAAGUCCAUAUGCUGAUCCAGAUGAAAUGAAACCAAAAAAUGUCACUCUUGACAGGAAAUUGUUAACCUUGGAGGAAGGAGAACUUGGCUCUGGCAACUUUGGUACUGUAAAGAAAGGGUUCUACAAGAUGAAAAAGGGUGCCAAGCCAGUGGCUGUAAAAAUUCUUAAGAAUGAGAGUAAUGAUCCAGCCAUAAAGGAUGAAUUGCUGAGAGAAGCAAAUGUAAUGCAGCAACUGGAUAACCCAUAUAUUGUCCGAAUGAUAGGCAUAUGUGAAGCUGAGGCCUGGAUGUUAGUAAUGGAAAUGGCUGAACUUGGGCCAUUGAACAAAUUUUUGCAAAAAAAUAGACAUGUCACGGAGAAGAAUAUAACAGAGCUGGUACAUCAGGUUUCCAUGGGGAUGAAAUACUUGGAGGAGAAUAAUUUUGUUCAUAGGGAUCUGGCUGCAAGGAACGUGCUAUUAGUCACCCAACAUUAUGCCAAAAUUAGUGACUUCGGACUGUCUAAAGCUCUCAGUGCUGAUGAAAAUUAUUAUAAGGCACAAAGUCAUGGAAAAUGGCCAGUCAAGUGGUAUGCUCCAGAAUGCAUGAAUUUCUACAAAUUUUCUAGCAAAAGUGAUGUCUGGAGUUUUGGAGUUUUAAUGUGGGAAGCUUUCUCUUACGGGCAAAAACCGUAUAAGGGAAUGAAAGGUGGUGAAGUUGCGCAGAUGAUCGAAAGAGGAGAACGAAUGGAACGUCCUGAAGUCUGUCCAACAGAAAUCUAUGAGCUAAUGAAAUUGUGUUGGACGUAUGAUGUUGAUGACCGACCAGGAUUUGUCGCGGUCGAAAUGAGAUUACGUAACUACUAUUACGACAUUUCCCAUUAACAGCAUGAAGAACACCACCUUCCUUGUCUCCAGCCAGCACUCUCUGAGAAGCAGUUUCGUUUCCAAAACCAAGCAACUUGGAUUUUUGUACUGCCGCUUUCACACUGCAAAGCUCAGAGCUAAGCCCUGUGUCUAUAGGGUUGCUUAUUCUUGCCUUUUGUACAAAAAACAGCUCCAAAAUAGAGUGUUGAAAGUGGAGUGGUCCCAAAAUGAGUAGCAAAGAUGUCAGAGCAGAUGCUUAUACUGUUGCUACAUUCCAUUUGAUUUUAUUUACGGUUUUAUUUGCAUUACUUUUUGUGGUCAUGUAAAAUCUAUUUAAUGUCUUUCUGCUGUUUUCCUCUCUUGUUUUUGAAUGCAGAUUGGGAUUUACAUUCCUGUUAUUAAUAUUUCUAGCUCUCAAGUGCAUUUAGAGUUGUCCAGCCUUUACCCUCCUCAAGAAUAGUAUAAAUAUUUCUCACUGUGAAGGAGAUUCACUGUCAAAUUGUGUCAGUUGCUUUGACUGACAGGAUGUUUGAUUUUGUCCCCAAGCCCCUUUAAAACCAAACUGGAUUCUUCUCAUUAGUAAUGUAAGCAGAGGGGUACCGACAGGUAUUAAUUUCUAACAUCAUCAUCUUUAAAUGUGACCAACUUCUCUUGUUCCUUACAUCACGUGGAAGCCCAGCUGUCCCUCAGGGAGUUAUUUUUUUCCUGGUAAAGCCUGGGAACUCAGGGGCUUGGUCUCGUUUUGCAAUAAAAUAUAUCAUCACCUAAGACAAUGAUUCUGGGACUCAUCACUGUAUUCCUUAAAAGACAGCUGCACAGUGAAAGGUAAUGGAGCAGCACCUUCCUUUCUCUGUGUGCUUUGAGUCUUCUCCAGUGAUAUGUAUCUAUUUGGGUAUAGCAAGGCUCCUCGUGUUGUGUUUGGAGCAGCAAUCAUUUCUACCUUUUUUCCAAUCUUUAUUGAGAAGUAUUUGCAAGACUUCAGCACACCUCUCAUUACCAAGACUUCAUUACCACCUCUAAAGCUAAAUUUCACCACUAGCUCAAAUAUUUUAAAACAGGCUUACGGACAUUGAGUUUACUUUUGUCCACCCCGAAGUGUUGGCAUUUGUCCUGUUUUUAAUCCCUGUGAGCAUCUCAGGAAAAGCUGUUGGUCUUAUCACUCUUUUGCAAUGUACCAUGCAUCUCCAUUAAUGUGCAAGUAUAGCAAUGGUAAUAGCAAAUAAGGUAAUCAAAUUCUUAUUCUGUUUUUACCCUUAUGCUUUGUUUGUUUAAUCUCAUUUUAAAUAUUAUAGGUAUCAACAUUUUUAUCACUUAUUCCUCACAAGCAGCUACUUUACUGGUAUUUACAUAUAUCUCAGGAGUCUUCCAGCAUUGCAUCCACUAGAUACAGAGAUUGUAGAAGACUAUGAAGAAUAAGAUUUAGAGUUGGAUAUAUUUAUUGCAUAUGGCUGGUUAGAACAUACAUGUUUCGUGUUUUUGUGAAUAGGCUAUUCUUAGAGAUGCAGUGAUAUUUUUUUCUCUAGCCAGGAAACUGUGGUCAAUUACAGUGAGAAAGUGUGAAAUAAUUUUCAUAGAAUACGUGACUAUAAACAAAUGUAGGAGUUACUGUAUUUUUUUUCUUUUUCCUAAGUUUGUGGUCUAUUUUUUUAAAAAAAUACCUGGUGAUUUUUGGUAGUUUAAUCUUGGAUGUCCAGUUCGAGACCCUUCAGAAAGUACGUGCUACUGAAGGAUAUUGAGUGCAAUAGACCAUGUUUCAAAUGUGACCAAACAUUACUUUUAUUGAAAAUUAUUGAACUUUUUUUUUUGUUGUUUUAAUAAACAUUUUUCUACAAUAACAGCUUGUCUAGAAAUUAGAAGUAUUUAUAUGUGGGUGUUUUGUCGCUUUAAUCCUGUUGCAGAGAAAUCAUUCACUCUGUAUGUGAAUUUAGUAUAUUCAUGGGGAUAUUAGUUAUAAACAAAUUGCACAAAUCUCUACUAGCCAGCUACUGACAGUACUCAAUGUUCCUGAGACAUAUAUUUGCCUAUCUCUUUAUUUCAAAUGUUAUCUGAUACAAAAAAAAUGGAGGAAUAUUUCUUCCACUUCAUUCUUAAUGAAUGACAGUUUCUGGUCUUACUUGAUUAUUUUUAAAUUCACUAUUACGUAAAGUUUACAAUGAGAAUGUAAUGUAUUGUGAAAUAAGUGGAUUAGGUUUUAAAAUUGAAAUUAAAGACACUUUUA